GUCAUGCAUGAAAUCAAGCAUCUUGGACAGCAACAGAUAGAAAGCAUGGAAAAGGUCAGCAUUUUAAGACAGGAGUCAGAAUUUAAAACAGAAGAUCUUCAACAGCAGCUUAUUAAAAAACAGCAUGAACUUGAUGCACUUAACCAAAAAAUGUCAGAAAUUCAAAAUGCUUUGGUCAAAGGUCAAAUAAGUGCUUUCCAGAAACCAGAUCAUCUCAGCAAUGAUGGCAGCUUUGGAAAAGUUAACCACAUUACGGAAAAUAUGAGCUCACCAUUAAAUGAAGAUUCAUCAAAACAUUUUGCAAGACGAUCUGAACCAAGUGGUAAAGAGGGAUAUCCCCAUAACGGUCAAUACAAGCUGCCAUCCAAGCCAGUCCUGGGUGAUUCUAAUUCAAAAGAAAGAGAGAUAACCAAGAUCAAAUCUAAAGCUCAACAGCUGGACAAAGACAGGCAGAAUUUGUUGAUUGAAAUGCAAAGUUUACUGGAGGCUGCUGCUACUGAUAAUUUAAAGUUGCAUGAAGAACUUGAAGGUCGGAGCCAGGAACUUACUCAGCUGAACUCUGACCUGGAGCAGUCAAAACAAGAACAAGCAGAGCUUUUAGGUUAGUGGCCAACUUUCAUAUUGUUAUCUUAUAGAAAAAAAGGAUUUGUUUUUGACCUACAAUAAUAACAUUUUGAAUUUUAUUUGUGAAGAUAUUUUUUCAAUUUUCUAUUUAUGAAAUGGCUUUCCUGAUUAGAAAAAUAACCUUAAAGAUAAUAAAAUAUAAUUUUUAAGAGUGAUAAAAGGACAUCUUUAAGAGAGACAAAAUACCAUCUUUAAAAGAAAGAUAAAAUACCAUCUUUAAGGGAGAUACAAUUUCAUCUUUAAGAGAGAUAAAAUGUCAUCUUUAAAAGAGAGAUAAAAUGUCACCUUUAAGAGAGACAAAAUACCAUCUUUAAGAGAGCUUUAAGUACCAUCUUUAAGAGAGAUAAAAUGCCAUCUUUAAGAGAUAAAAUACCUUCUUCAAUAGAGAUAAAAUAAAUACCAUCUUUAAAAGAGAAAAAAACAACAACUUUAUUUCCAAAUACAACACAAAGUUCUGUCUUUAAUCCUUAUAUAAGGAAAAUAAAAUCAAUGAAACGUUAUCUUGAUAAAUGAACGGACCACUUGAUUUUGUCAUUUUUUCGUAAAGAUUUAAUCACUUUUGCAACUGAUCCAUUACAGACAUAACUUAUAUUUAACCAUUGGUUUGAAAGAUGAUAGAUGCUUACAAUUUUCUAAUGAUUUUCUUAUAAAGAUUGAAAUUAACAUUGUAUGGUAGAGUAAGUCCUAGUUGUUGGCAGUGAUUGCAUUUUUUGUAUAUUUAUAAAAUAUACGAUUUAUAUUAAAUAAUAUUAAAAUAUUUACAAUUUAAAAAGGAUACAUUCUUAUUUUAACUAUUUAGUUUAAUUCACUUUAUUGCAUAUAUUAUAUUUUUUCCAGAGGAGACAAAUGCACUUUACCAUCAAGCUGAUUUAAGUCUUGGUAAAUUAAAAAUGAUGUUAAAGGAAAAGGAACAGCAACUGAUCAAUGUCACCAGCUCCUUAGAACAGGCCAGGGCUACUCAAGUCAGGUUGGCUAAAGAGAGAGAUGAAUCCCUCAAACUAGCAACUGAGAGAGAAGCUGUCUAUAAUUCACUGAUUUCUUCCAACAGCUUUCAGGUAUAAUUUGUGAUUAACAAAAAUUAAAGAAAUCUGAUUUAUUGUAUAGUAGUUUUUCAUUUCAUAUAGGGUAUUAAUUUUGUAUAACGUUUGGGAAUUAUAUGAAUUCAACUUUUUGAUUAAAAUAUUUAUGUCUACAUAUUAAAUUGGCUUAUAUAAUUAACUUUUUAUUUUAUUAAAUGCAUUUAUUGAUUUAGUCAUUUGCUCAUGGACACGUUUUCAUUAAAAAAAUAUUAACAAUGGGUUUAUGAAAGUAUUUUAUUUGUUAGAAUGUAUUCAUAUCUUUUUUAAAAUUCACUUUUAAAUUUAACUGCAAGCUGAUUUUACAUAAUAAUGAAAUCCUCUCAAAACUAAAAAUAAUUAAUUUCAGGUCCAAUCAAUGAAAGAAAUUUUGAACUCCAGUAUUGAAGAGAAACAAAAUCUUGAAAAGAAGUUGAAA
This is a messenger RNA of Lymnaea stagnalis (great pond snail), 2118 nucleotides long. The record is from the annotation of a GenBank genome assembly. Lineage: Eukaryota; Metazoa; Mollusca; Gastropoda; Lymnaeidae.